This is a messenger RNA of Carassius carassius (crucian carp), 1966 nucleotides long. Its product is annotated as CASP8 and FADD-like apoptosis regulator. NCBI's taxonomy places the organism in Eukaryota, Metazoa, Chordata, Actinopteri, Cypriniformes, Cyprinidae. The transcript is spliced from 10 exons. Gene Ontology annotation, molecular function: cysteine-type endopeptidase activity; protein binding. Gene Ontology annotation, biological process: negative regulation of extrinsic apoptotic signaling pathway via death domain receptors; proteolysis. Bases 191 to 1618 code for a protein of 475 amino acids. The record is from RefSeq and is a predicted model, not a curated record.
CUUAUAUUUACGUAUUUGAAUGACGUAGAGGGAAGUUCUGUUUCACACUUCCUCUUUGUUCUAUUUGGAACGGAGCAGUAAAGUGUCAUGGAACAAAGUUGUAUAAGUUCCACUUCAGCGCUAUUUCUUCGCGAGCAGAUGCUCCAUUCAGUCAGAAGAACAGCUCUCUUGAGGGUCAUUUUGGAGCAGAAUGUCGAGCCUGUAUCACACUAUCAGUCAGAUCACUGAUGAGCUCAGCACUGAUGAAUGCAAGCGCAUCUCUUACCUGUGCGGCACUCUCGACACGGACAAGUUCUCUACAGAUCCCAGAGGCAUGUUACGGACUCUACUGUGUCAGACGAGGAUGGAUUACUUGUUUCUCAUGGAGCUCAUUCUGAAGAUAAAACGCUAUGAUCUGCUGCGAGAAGUGCUGAGCACCAACAAGAGCACGGUUGAGGGACUGCUGAAAAACAACCAUUCUGUGUCAGAAUACAGAGUACUGAUGGCUGAUGUUAGUGAGGACAUGGACACAGAGGACCUGAAGUCGUUGGCGUUCUUGCUGAGAGGAACUUUACCCAAACAUAAACUGGAAAAUGCCAAGAGUUUUUUAGAUGUCGCAGUGGAGCUGGAGAAACUCGACCAGCUCUCCAGUGAGAAGAUGGACUUGAUCGAACACUGCCUGAGGUCCAUCCAUAGGGCCGAUCUAGCUAAAAAGAUCAGUCACUACCAGCGGACAGUGCUAAUGACCAAACAAGGAUCUUCGCCUCCAGACAGACUGCAGUUCUGCCGAAUGCCUUCACCAAGUGGCUCAUUUGGUGUCUCAACAGCUUCUUGUAAUGUGAGGCCCAUUUCCAAACUCUAUGAUAAACCGACAACAGUGAAGAAGGAACUACUUGGCUCUCGCUCCUAUUGUCAGCAGGAGGACGGGUACAGUAUGCAGAGUGAGCCCAGAGGAGUGUGUUUAAUCAUAGACUGUGUCGGCUCUGAAGCAGAUGAGCUGGAGCAAACAUUCCAGGCGUUAAACUUUCAUGUGAUCACGCACAAGCUGCUGAGUGUGAGAGACGUGCAGUCUGCUCUGAGGGAAGUGGCUCAUCAGCAGGGGCACUACAGAGCGUCUGCGUUCAUCUGCUGCGUCAUCAGCCGAAGCCGCUCGUCAGACCUGCUGGCCACUGACUCUCACGGUCCAGGACUGAACCUGGACACUGUCAGACGCCUCUUCUCCUCAGACUCCUGCCCGGGCCUGGCAGGCAAGCCUAAACUCUUCUUUAUCCAGAGCUAUGAAGAGUCCGAGGCUCAGAGGUGUGUUGGGUGUAUGGGCUGUGAAGAUGAGGAGGGUGGAGAGCUGGAGACAGACGCACCUGGGCUCUUAUGCUCCAAGAGGACCGUCCCAGUGGACGCGGACAUCUUCUGGAGUCACUGCCUGACUAAAGGACAACAGCUGGAGGUGCCAAACCAUCAUUCUGUGUACCUGAGAGCCUUGAGAUCCUCCUUAACUGAGGGCCAGAAGAGGAGGACUCAUUUGGUAGAUGUGCACAUGGCGGUGAAUCGGGCGGUAUACGAUCACAAUCACAAAUCUCCAGAAUCCUCUUACUUUUUAAAUCUGAGACACACUCUCAGGAAGAAAGUCUAUUUGUCAUGAUUCUGUCAUGAUUCCUCACGUUUAAGUGAAGGGAGGUGAUUAUACAAGAACAGUUGAUGUUUGAGGAACGAUGGCCAUCACAAUGAUGUCGACAUGAAUUGUAUCAAUUAUGAUAAGCGGUGUUUCAGUAAAUAAAUCUCAGUCAGGUUUUGUAAUUGUAGUUCUUAUAUUGUCCACAUGCCGGCAGUGUUGUCCAGUGUUGGCAGUGAACUUGUUCAACUUUUUUUUCUUUCUUUUUUUGCGUUAUAUUAUUAUACAAAUAUUUACAUUUUAGCCUAGUUUUUUUAAAUGCAUAUAUUUAUAUUUUAUAUGCAUAUUUAUUGUCAUACUGUGUGUUUAUCAUUCCAC